AUGUCGAAAUGGCUUAAAAAGAUGAUUGAACUCCAAUGUUUUCCUUUCUCUUUCAAUUGCGAUUUGAGCGGCCCAUUAUCUUACAUUAGUUCAUGUGAAAUUCAUUUCCAGGUUCUAGAAGUUCAGUUCAUUAAUUCGCUGCAAGGCGGCAACAUGCUACUUGAUUUACGGAUGAGGGACGCUGGUGUAGAGGAGAGGAAACAAACGAUGGCUGAAGAACGUGCAAGAAGAAUGGAAGAGAAGGCAGCAAAAGAGCACGCUGCUGAAGAAAGGCGUAAAGUGGCAGAAAUGGAGCGAAUCGCACGACUUCAAGAAAUCGCAGAGCGAAAAGAAGCUCGUCAUGCUCAGCUUGCCGCCCAGAGAAACGAACAGGAGCGAUUGCGAAGUGAGAAGCGCAAACAGCAACAAGAAAAACUCAACGAGCUACGACUGGCUGAUGCUGAGGGGAAUGAGUCUCUGAGAAAGCGAAUUCAGGAAAAGAUUGAAUCAACAUGUCGCCGUCACGAACAAAAUUUGGAAGAUGUUCGAAUACGCGCUCAAGAGUUCUCGUCCCCUCGACCUCCCUCUGGUUGUAGAUGGACGUGGUCAUUCGUAGAUUACAAUCACUGGCCAUCAGAUAGCCGCGGAACCAUUUUCAAAUGUGGGCCUUGCAAUACUGAUGUUUUCACGGAGCUCGAAGCUGUAGCUCAUGUAAUGUCACAGUGCCACCUGUCUAGAGCAGGUAUCGACCAUCGUUCCAUAUCUACUGAAGACCUUGAAAAGGAGUUUUGCUCCUUAAUCCAAUGUCCUGCUCCUCAAUGCAGUGAAACAAUACUAGAAGAAGAUGAUGUAAUGUGGCGAAAGAAGCGAGUGAAAGUGAAGCAACGGCUAGCUGCCAGGAAUAAAAAGGUCACUGAACUUAUGGAGAAACCACCCUCUCCCAGCGCUCGUCAAGCGAGAUGUGUUCGUGAAUUAGCGAAUGCGAUCAUUAAAUGUCAGCAUAAGUAUGGAAGACUGGAGGACUCCGCGCUCCAGUUACUGGAACGAGCCUUGGGAGACGUUUGCCGAGAAAGCGAAUCUCAAGAAUGGUUUUCAACAAACCUUGCUCGUCCAUUCUCUGGUUCAAACCUUCUGUUAGAUCUUCUCUCCAUCCAGAUGAAGUGGACAAGCACAGGAGCCUCCACCAGAUUGCUUCUUAAAUUAUCUGCAAUGGUAUGCAAGCUAUGCUCUAUUCCAUCUCUCUGUCGGGUCGUUUUAUUCACAUCUCUCCUCGUAGAACUCAUGGAUAAUAUUAGGCCUGAACACGAUUCGGAAUUGUUGUGUUUACUGGAUGUUCUGUUGGCGACUGUGAAAUGCGCUCGAAAUACUAGUGAAUGGCAAUUAUUCGGCGUGGAAAGCCAUGACAUGGAAAUCCGUAUAAGUAUGAUCGCGAGUUAUUUGCUCGCUUGUCGGCUACCACAGAUUCUCGAAAGGGCUGUGAACCCCUAUGUAUCGUUCGCGCUAUUCAGCAAGCUCAACUCGCUCCACAUUGAGUUGGUUGGAGUUUCAAGUGAUGACACAGGUACGAUUGCAUCGGCAUUCUGUGAUCUCCUACUGAAGGUCUCCAUAUCUACUUUACGAUGUUUACCGUUACAUUCUUCGAAGACGAGCUCUGAUUCCUUAUGUGCCGAGCAUUUCAUUGGCAGCGCUAUGGAGAUUUGUAGCUCUCUCAGCAGAGACUUUCGUACCUGGAAGAUACUUAUGGAGGAGCCUGGUAGCAGUAUUCGCGUUUUUUUACUGCUUGGCUAUGUAAUUAGAUGUGAAGAGAAGGAUAUUAAUGAUUUGUCGUUGUCGUCGUCAGCUCUCGAAUUAGUCGCUCAUUAUGCAGCUUUUGACUCAUAUCAUCAGGUA
Molecule: messenger RNA, 1869 nt
Organism: Ostertagia ostertagi
Lineage: Eukaryota; Metazoa; Nematoda; Chromadorea; Rhabditida; Trichostrongylidae
Source: the annotation of a GenBank genome assembly